Nicrophorus vespilloides is the source of this 1210-nucleotide messenger RNA. RefSeq names its product fatty acid synthase-like. The transcript is spliced from 3 exons. NCBI's taxonomy places the organism in Eukaryota, Metazoa, Arthropoda, Insecta, Coleoptera, Silphidae. The annotation marks the transcript as partial. The record is from RefSeq and is a predicted model, not a curated record.
AUUAGCUUUGAAGAAGAAUAACAUCUGUGAAGACUUUAAUGAACCAAACAAUUUUUUUGGAACUAUCUGCUUGCACUACUGCAUAAUAGAAACCUUAAAGUCAUUGAAUGUUCGUAUUUGUAAAAUUAUCUAUUCUUCGAUUGGCCAACUGACUGCUGCAUACGCUGCAGAAGUUCUCAGUCUGGAUAAAGUUAUUUUGAUAGGAAAAGGAUUGAUUGGAAAAAGUAAUGGGACAACAAAAUUUUUGAGUGAAGAACUUAGCCAAGUCAUGCUGCAGAAGGAAUUAACUAAACAUAGUUUAUCAGAAAAAAACAUUGAUAAUUUUCGAUAUGUUUCUGACAAAUAUAUUGUGAACAACUUACUCAAUUCUUCUGCAAAUGAAUGGAGUAACAAAGAUGUUAUUAUUGGUAUAGAUUUUGAAUGUGCGGACAAUUUUCUUCAAGUAGUUCAUAUGAUUCGUAAAGAUACGACUGUGGACGAUAUGUUAAUUAAAUUGGGAGAAUUGUAUGAAUUGGGGAUGGAUUUCGAUUUGGGAAAGUUGUAUCCAAUUCAAUGGCCAGUUAAGAGAGGAACGGCGAUGAUUUCUCCAUUGAUCAAAUGGAACCAUGAUCAUGACUUUCGGACACCAAAAUAUAAAGUUGAUGAAAAUAACGAGACCGAAAAACAUAUAAACACAUCUAAUAAUCAAUUUAGCUUCUACAAAGGACACGUUUUUAAUGGACUAACUAUUUUUCCUGCUACUGGAUAUUUAUUCCUUAUAUGGGAGUUCUACGCUUCAAUUAAAGAUAGAUCGAUGCAAAAUAUGAAGAUUUGCUUUGAAGACGUUAGAUUUCACAUAGCGUCGACAAUAGCUAAAGAUGGCACUUUUAGCUUUUACUUAACUAUUCAAAAGACCGGGUAUUUUGAAGUAUCCCAAAGAAACACAACUUUGGUUACAGGUUUGGGUAAACUUGUCAUCGAUGCCAAAGGUCAUAUGGAUCAAAUCAGAGAUAUGGGCAAAGAAAAUGCUAUUCCUGUGGAAAUUAAUUACAAUAUUGCCAGGUCAAAAAAUGUAGAAAUAACAUCUUUGUAUGAUAAGAUCACUAUAAAGAGGAAAACACAUAACGAUCCCACAUUGGAGACGUACAAGUUUAUACCAAAUGAGUCAAGUUUGAGUCUGGAGGAAUCAUUGAUAGUUAACAUGCAGAUCAUAUUGGAAAAUAUUUCAAUG